CAGGAACAUAAAUAUCCUUCAAUCUCCCUUUCUUCUUCUUAGAUUUUAUUUCUAUCCCUCAAGAACUUGAUUCCUUCUUCUACUUCCUUUUGUCGGUUCUCUUUCAUUGUGUGUGGUUGUUCACACCUUUUGGUCGGAAAGAGACCAAAUCACUUUAUAAAUUCCCCACUUUUUUUGCAAGAUCUUAUCUUUUUAGUCCGCUUCUAGAAUCCCUCUUUCUUUCCUGAAACCCUCUUACUAUCAGAUCAAUCACCACGCUUCCCCCAUUCACAUUUCUCACCAUGACUCAACCCUCCACUAUCACUCAACGAUUCCUGUCCAAGCCCGACCACCUGGGUGUGGUAGCAGUCGGCUUCAAUGGCGGCCAGUGCAAAAUGGGCGUUGAAGCUGCCCCCAUGGCCUUGGUUGAGGCGGGUCUCCUCGAUCAACUCCGUGACGACCUCGGCUACAAGCUGGACUAUGACAACACCGUCCACCACUAUGAGGAGCACAUGCCCGCCGAGGACCCCGACCACCGCGGCAUGAAGAAGCCCCGCGCCGUGAGCGCCGUGACCCAAGCGCUAAGCACACAGGUCUACGAGAAGGCCAAGCAGGGUCAGAUGGUCUUGACUCUGGGAGGUGACCACUCGAUCGCCAUCGGUUCCAUUUCCGGAUCGGCCAAGGCUACCCGCGAGCGCCUGGGUCGGGAGCUGGCCGUGAUCUGGGUUGACGCGCACGCCGAUAUUAACGUUCCUGAAAUGAGCCCCAGUGGAAACAUUCACGGCAUGCCCAUGGCUUUCUUGACCCGGUUGGCCCGCGAGGAGCGCAAGGACAUCUUUGGCUGGUUGCAGGAUGAGCACAUCAUCAGCACUCGCAAGCUGGUUUACAUUGGUCUGCGCGAUGUUGAUCGCGGCGAGAAGCAAUUGCUCCGGGAGCACGGUAUUAAGGCAUUCAGCAUGCACGAUGUUGACCGGUAUGGUAUCGGCCGUGUGGUCGAGAUGGCUCUGGCCCACAUUGGAAAUGACACUCCUAUUCACCUCUCAUUUGAUGUGGAUGCUCUGGAUCCCCAGUGGGCUCCCAGUACCGGCACUCCCGUGCGUGGCGGUCUGACUCUCCGCGAGGGUGAUUUUAUCUGUGAGUGUGUGCAUGAGACGGGCAACCUGGUGGCCAUGGACUUGGUGGAGGUCAACCCUAGCCUUGAGUCUGUGGGUGCCUCUGAAACCAUUCGGACCGGGUGUUCGUUGGUGCGCAGUGCAUUGGGUGAUACUCUCCUGUGAGUUAAUGUAGAUUUAUAGACGGGGAGGAUGGCUACUGGAUGGGAAUUUCUUUUUUUUCCUUAUUAUUUUUAGACAUGACCGAACGGCAUUAUUAGUAUGUGUACAAUGACAUUGAUACGACUUUCUUAUA
Messenger RNA from Aspergillus alliaceus, 1386 nucleotides. RefSeq names its product arginase. The transcript is spliced from 3 exons. Gene Ontology annotation, cellular component: nucleus; cytosol; cytoplasm. The coding region runs from base 282 to 1256 and encodes 324 amino acids. Lineage: Eukaryota; Fungi; Ascomycota; Eurotiomycetes; Eurotiales; Aspergillaceae. Gene Ontology annotation, molecular function: arginase activity; manganese ion binding. The record is from RefSeq and is a predicted model, not a curated record.